Ornithodoros turicata is the source of this 681-nucleotide messenger RNA. RefSeq lists its product as uncharacterized. NCBI's taxonomy places the organism in Eukaryota, Metazoa, Arthropoda, Arachnida, Ixodida, Argasidae. Gene Ontology annotation, cellular component: ribonucleoprotein complex. The record is from RefSeq and is a predicted model, not a curated record. Gene Ontology annotation, biological process: retrotransposition. Gene Ontology annotation, molecular function: single-stranded RNA binding. The coding region runs from base 1 to 681 and encodes 226 amino acids. The transcript has a single exon.
AUGUCGAAUCUAAUCCUGGCCCUGAUGGAUCUUAAACAAAUCGCUGCGGAUAUUCAGUGCAUUAAAUCUGAUAAAGGGACUGUCGAUAACAUCCUAGAAAGGCUGUCUACUAUUGAACUGAAGCUAGAUGAAAUUGGAAAGGUAUCAAUGCUGGUUGAAGAAUGUAACAAAGAAAUAUCUGGUUUGGAAGCUAAAGUUCAGUCUUUAGAAAUGAAAGUCGAUGACUUGGAAAAUCGUUCCCGGAGGAACAACAUUGUUAUUUACGGUUUGUCAGAGGACGUUGACGAAACUCCGGCUAGCCUAUUGAGUAAGGUUGUGGAAAGAUUUUUUGGUCGUUUGGGAGUGACCUUGACAUCAAUUGAACGUGUCCAUCGUCUUGGCCGACGGAUUCAGUCUAAACAUCGGGCCGUUAUUCUACGUCUGUUUAACUACUCAGAGAAGACCACUGUUUUUAAUAACUGUUUCAAGCUAAAGGGAUCUAGUAUCUCUAUCACAGAGGACUUUUCUAAAUCAGUCAGAAUUGUUCGGAAGAAGUUGUGGGACAGUGCAGUUGAAAAUAGAUGGAAAGGGGACAAAGUGUCACUCCAUUUCAUGAAACUAAGGAUCAAUAAUGAAUUUUUCACCUGGGAUUCUGAACAGAAUAAGAGAGUACCUGUUAAUUCUACCCGAAGUGACAAUUGA